AUGCGCCUCCAAUUGUCUUCCAAAAAAGCAAACCGGGACGCUGCGGCGGUCCACCAGCCCCUGACUGUGGAGCAGUCCUUCGUAGAGCGCGUUUGUGUCACCGUAACCAAACGAACUGGAUCCCAGAUGAUCGGAUGUUCCUUCUUCGGCCGGUCGGAAAUCUUUGCUGAUGGCUACACCAUCUGGGAAGUGGGCACGUCUGGUCAGGUUAUUGGCUGA
Molecule: messenger RNA, 219 nt
Organism: Penicillium psychrosexuale
Lineage: Eukaryota; Fungi; Ascomycota; Eurotiomycetes; Eurotiales; Aspergillaceae
Exons: 1
Coding region: 1-219 (72 amino acids)
Source: RefSeq, a predicted model, not a curated record